UUUUUCCGUAUACCGGCGAGCUUGGCUGACGUGAAAGAAGCUCGCGGAGAAUGGAUUCCGGAAGAGAAGAUUCCGAUGAAACGCAUCCGGGGCUAUCUUUGGCGUCAGCCGUUCAUUCUGCGCUACAACGAAGAGGGGAAAAAGGCCAAGUCCAAGGGCAACCACGUCUGGAAUAUCGAAGCCAAGAAGCUAGGAGAUGGACAAUGGGAUUUCCGACCAUUCCAUCGCAAGAUCACGGGUGACGCUCAGAGCAUCGCCUACUGCGGACUAUUGUGGUCAUGGCAGCCCCGGAUCUCAGACCCGCAUGCGUGUUGGAAAAACGUGCCUGUGCAAUACAGUUCGCCAUCCCUUCCACCGUGGCUUUCCUGGAAGGACGAUGUGCUUUCCGGCACUCCGCCGGCCAAUGCCGAGAGCUGUGAGGUCAUCACGCACGCCAAGUACACCCUGGACGGACAAGAGGGUGUGUUGUCUCGGACGUUCCUCUUGACGAUCGCGCCACUAGUUUCUACGGAGAAUUCGUUUGUUCCGCAGCGUCCGAUGCUCACCCCGAGGACCGUCAGCGACUCGGCGGUUCCUACCUGGACCUGCGCCACGCCUCGAACGGUCCCGCUUGUGACUGAUGGGGAAGACGGCGCUCGAGUGAAAAUGGUGCUCGAGCAUGUGGCCCAGCGACUGACGUUUGAGACACAACUUCCCGGCCAGUCCAGCAUCCAGGACCGGCUUGCAGAGCAGACGGUCAACGCAUGCUUAGACGACUACGAGUACUCGAGCGAGGAGCCGCAAAAGACGCACGAACUUGCCGUGGCCGGGCAAAACGUGGUCGCCCAGGCCGCCGAGUACAUCGUGCGGAACAAGCCUGAGGCUGUGCUGAACACGGCGUCCGCGGUGCAGAACAAUGUGUCUGCGGUGCAGAAUGUGACGACGGAAGAGUUGGUCACGACCACCCAGCAGGCCAUCGCGGAAGCUGUGAAAAGCACACACAACCCGUACAACGUCGACGAGCUGUCGAUUCUGCUGCUUGCUUGCCGCAUGCUGGAUCCGUCGCCACCGGUGGUGGAAUACUACCACCAGUACGACCUGGCCAUGCCCACUCAGGGCCCCGAGUGGUAUAGCAGGCCUGCCGCGGCUUACGUGUAAAUCUCUCUCUCUUUGGGACUGUUUGUCAAGGGACUGUGUUUCUUCCUGGGACUGUAGGGUAGAAUCAAUGUAUUCAUCGUACCGCGCCAAGCGAUUGUAUCUGUAACAUGUAUACUAUCAAUUAUGAUGCGUUAAACACCGUAUUCUCACACAUCUCGCAUUGGCUCAGAUCGACUCGGUUCGAGUAGGUGCAGGUGGCACAGAUCUUGCCGGUCUCGGGUUCUGCUUGCGACGGACUGGGCGCUCUCGCCGGACUGCUCGCUCUCAGCGGACUCGACCUCCCGAGGAUGGUUCCCCCGAAUCCACCGCCCUCCUCUCUCCGCCUCUUCCGUUUUGGAGCCUCG
Mycena citricolor is the source of this 1481-nucleotide messenger RNA. NCBI's taxonomy places the organism in Eukaryota, Fungi, Basidiomycota, Agaricomycetes, Agaricales, Mycenaceae. The record is from the annotation of a GenBank genome assembly.